Messenger RNA from Emiliania huxleyi CCMP1516, 465 nucleotides. RefSeq lists its product as hypothetical. The annotation marks the transcript as partial. The record is from RefSeq and is a predicted model, not a curated record. The transcript has a single exon. NCBI's taxonomy places the organism in Eukaryota, Haptophyta, Isochrysidales, Noelaerhabdaceae.
GAGCACGGCCCCCUCUCCUUCCCCUGGGCCGCGCACGACGCGCUGCUCGAGAUCGCGAGGCGUGCGGCGAGGCCGGCUGCGGCGCCGCCUCCCUCCCUCCCUGCGGCAGCAGGGGCGGAGGGCUCGCUCGCGGGCAGCAGGGGCGAGCGAGUCAUGCGCGAGUUCAACAGGAUGAUGCGGAGGCUCAACGCGCUCGACCCAGCUCUGGCCGGCAGCAGGCUCGAUAAUUGCGAGCGAAUCAACCACCUCUGUGACCAUCGCGGCAUCAUCACCACCAACACAAGGGCAUUGGCGCACAAGCUGAGGAAGUGGAGAAACUUGGCAAAGGGGGCGGCGCAGUCCGAAGCGGAGGUGGCGGCGUGGGAGAGGGAGGGCCCAACGUGCGAGGAGGCGAUCGACCAGGUGGUGGUGGCAGUCGAGGCCGAGCUUUCGCGCCUGUGCGCGGAUUCGGACAUCUUGUGGUAA